Molecule: messenger RNA, 1377 nt
Organism: Lodderomyces jiufengensis
Lineage: Eukaryota; Fungi; Ascomycota; Pichiomycetes; Serinales; Debaryomycetaceae
Gene: RPN5
Product: proteasome regulatory particle lid subunit
Exons: 1
Coding region: 1-1377 (458 amino acids)
Cellular component (GO): nuclear proteasome complex; cytoplasm; proteasome regulatory particle, lid subcomplex
Source: RefSeq, a predicted model, not a curated record
AUGUCAAGAGAGGAUCCAAUCAAAGCCGAAAAAGAUUUUUCAGCAACAUUAGAUGAACAAUUCCCAUUAAUUGAAAAAAUCCCAGAUUACAAGCAAAAAUUAGAUAAAUAUUUAGUAUUAGAAAAACAAACUCGUCAAUCAUCAGAUUUAACAAGUUCCAAAAGAAUUUUGGAGAAAAUAGUAUCAACAUUAGCACAAAAUAAGGAUUGGGAUUAUUUAAAUGAUUUAAUUAUAACAUUAUCCAAAAAACAUGGACAAUUAAAAUCUUCAAUACAAUAUUUCAUUCAAGAAGUAAUUAAAGAAUUGAAAAAUUUAAAUGAAUCAGAUCCUACUCAAUUAGAAACUAAAAUGAAAUUAAUUGAAACUAUAAGAGUAGUGACUGAUAAAAAGAUAUUUGUUGAAGUUGAAAGAGCUAUUGUGUCGAAACAAUUGGCUGAAAUAUAUUUAAAUAAGAAAAAUGAUUUAGAUAAAGCAGUUGAGAUUUUAUGUGAUUUACAAGUUGAAACUUAUUCAUUAAUGCCUUUCAGUGAUAAAAUUGAAUAUAUAUUGGAACAAAUUCAAUUAACUUUACAAAAAGGGGACUAUAAUCAAGCUAAAAUAUUAAGUAGAAAAAUCUUAUUAAAAUCAUUGAAAAAUUUCGAAAAAGCUGAUGAAUUUAAAAAGACAUAUUUAAAAUUUUUAAUUGAUAUUAAUAUAUUUGAUUAUGAUUAUUUAUCUAUUGUUAAAAAUUUAUUACUUUUAAUUGAAAUUCCAUUAGUUCAAGAAUCAAAAGAAUAUGAAAAUUAUUUAAUUUCAAUUAUUUAUUAUAUAAUAUUAUCAACUUAUGAUCCUCAUCAAAAUGAUUUAAUAAAUAAAAUACAAAAAAAUCCAAAUAUUAUUAAAACAGUUGAUUCUAAAAUUUUUAAAUUACUUGAAAUUUUCACAACUGAUGAAUUAAUACAUUGGUCAAAUAUUGAAUCUAUUUAUAAACAAGAAUUUACUACUUCAAAAAUUUUCAAAGAUUCAAAAAAUUAUGAAAAUUUACAAAAAAGAAUUAUAGAACAUAAUUUAAGAGUCAUAAAUAAAUUUUAUCAAUUUAUAAAAUUAGAUAGGUUAGCUUAUCUUUUACAAUUAUCAACAGAUGAAUCAGAAAAAUACGUUAGUGAAUUAGUUAAUAAUGGUAAGAUAGUUGCAAAAAUAAAUCGUCCAAAGGGAAUUGUAAAAUUUGAUAAAACUAAAAGAAUUGAAGGAUCAGAUCCAAGAACAAGUGAUAAUAAAAUUAAUGGAUUAUUAAAUGAUUGGUGUUUUGAUGUUGAUAAAUUAUUAGAAGAAGUUGAUUCAAUUGGUCAUUUAAUUAAUAAAGAAGAAAUGAUGUAUGGAAUUAAACAAAAAGUAUAG